Molecule: messenger RNA, 321 nt
Organism: Plectropomus leopardus (leopard coralgrouper)
Lineage: Eukaryota; Metazoa; Chordata; Actinopteri; Perciformes; Serranidae
Source: RefSeq, a predicted model, not a curated record
AUGUUCGGAAGACCAUCAUCGGCCAAAGCAUCGGCGGGGUCAUCUACUCGCUGUUCGCCGGCUCUCCUCUCGUCAUCCCUCUGACCACGGCUCCCCUCGCCAUCUUCAUCAGCGUGAUCCGUGGAAUCUGUGACGACUACAACCUGGACUUCCCGGCUUUCUACGCCUGCAUCGGUUUGUGGAACUGCCUCUUCCUCAUCCUGGGAGGCAUCUUCAACGUCAGCCUGCUCAUGAAGCUCUUCAAAAGGUCGACAGAGGAGGUCAUCGCUCUCUUCAUUUCCAUAGCGUUUGUGGUCGAUGCAGUGAAAGGCACAGUCAAAA